CCAAAACGGGGGUCUAUGGGAAUCAACACCACUGAGCAGUGCUGGGUGGGGAGAUGCUUUUUUUUUCCUUAACAAAAUGAAGGAAAACAAGGGAAGAAAAGACUUAUCCCACAUCUAUCCACAUGGGACUGGAAACUGGACGAGACAGAGACAAGAGCCGGUGACCUCAUGCGCACUGCACACCUGAACUUUUCUGCAUGCGUGUCCUUCUCUCUCUGUCUCUCUCUCAUUAGAAAUAACACGCCUCUUGAGCAAAGGAUAUCAUCAAACUCUUCGCCUUUGUGAUCAUGGAGUGAAAGUGUGUUGUAGAUACGGCCCCAGGGGGGAAACUAAAUGUGUGACUGCAGAGAAGUGACGCCCUGCCUGCAUCCAGAUGUUUCAUGUUUCGCUUGCGCGCUCUUUGGGAAAGGUUCUACUCGCAGGGGAAACAGGGGGAUCUUGAACGUGCUGCCCGAGGUCCGUGUCACUAUAUUAGGGUUAAAAAGACGACGAGUGCAAUGCCGUUUGCGUCAAGUGUUUAGAUUUUAAGCCAAUCUUUCCACUGUUUUCCAUCUGGAGAAUGGAGACCGGCAAAUUUAGGACGCUCAUGCUGCUGGGGAUACAUUUGCUGUGGGUCUGCGCGCUGUCUGUGCAGGGGCACCCCGGUCCCAAUCAGGAGAAUGUGAUUGACCUAUUGGCAGCUCUAAACAUGUCCCACCAUGCAAGCGGCGUGGCCAGAAUGCAGAGUCCAGGCAGUGUGGUGUACAAAAUACGUCCCAGAGCGCCGUACCUGACUCUUCCUCGUGAAUAUUCCCACUUCUUGUCCUCCAACCUUCAGGGAGGCAUGGGGGUGCAUUUAAUGGGGCAUCAAGCAUCGGGCUCCAGUGCCACUCUUUUUUCUGUCUCCUCUGCGUCCUCAACCAUUCUCCAGAUCGUCUCCUCCACCCUCAAUAAAACUCUGCGUUUGGACUACCAGGCUGGAGGAGGAGCUCAGGGCCUUGCCAGCUUUCACUACCCCAGGAGAAACCCCUUCUCCAUGGAGGAGUGGACACAGUUGGCAGUCAGCCUGGAAACUGACAGGCUGGCAUUUUUUGUCGACUGUCAGGAAGCUGUGGUUUUAUUGUUAAGAAGUGAGGAGAGAAUCAACCUGGAACUGCCUCAAGAUGCUGUUGUCACUCUUGCCAGCACACCAGGGAAGAAAGACAGCAAAUAUAGUGGUUACUUGAGGAAGGCUGAGAUCUCAAUGAAAGCAUAUCUAAGGCGGCCCUGGCUGUGUGACAAUGUUACAGAUUCUCUGCCUCCGUCUCAGUCCGCAGAAGCCCAUAUCUCAGAUUCUCAGACUGACAGCAGUCGAAAGUUCCAGCAGGAUGCGUCCCCCAGUAAACCUCAGACAAGCCGCGGGGCAAAGGACCAAACCAGCCAUUAUCCCCAGGACGUCCAGAGUGACCAGCUGCAGAGAGGUGUGGUGCUGGGGCCUCCAGGAUCUCCUCAAGGGGUGAGGUCUGUUUCUCAGGCACAGCAGGAUGACAGGCUGAAGAAGCUGGAGAGGAGGGUGGAGGAGCUGGCUCACAUGCUGGAUAUGGUCAAAACUCAGAAUGCAGACCUGCAGUCACGCUUACAGUACCUGGAGGGAUGUGAGUGUGUGAGGCAGCGAUGCAUAUGGGAGGGGCGUGAAAUGGAGGAUGGUCAGCACUGGCAGGUUGACCUCAACACUGUGUGUACGUGUGCAUCUGGAAAGGUCACAUGCCAAGCUAACACCAAAGGGUGUGAACCGGAUGGCAAAGUUCAUAAUGUGUCCUACACUAUAGAUGGCUGUCAGACGUGUUCGUGUAAGGAAGGUAACAGGGACUGCAAUCCCCAACCCUGCCCUUCACCGGACUGCACACACAAGGACACUGUAUCUGGAGACUGCUGCCAGCAAUGCGGUAAGCAACGAGGCUGCGUACAUUCUGGUGUCCAGUAUGAUCACGGAGCCACCUGGAGGUUGGUGGAGAAUCCCUGUGAAGUCUGCUACUGUCUGGAGGGUCAAGUUCGCUGUGAGAGGGAGCAAUGUAACAUCCCGUGUAAAAACCCAGCUGCUCCUCCACCCAAGACAUGCUGUCCAGUCUGUCAAGGCUGUGGUGUAAAUGGUCAAGACUUUCCUAACGGAGCUCUGAUCCCCACUGGAGGCCGUUGCCAGGAGUGCUCGUGUGUGAAUGGAAAUAUGGUUUGUUCACCCCUUCCCUGUCCUGCCUUGAAUUGUCGAAACCCUGUGCAUCAUCCUGAAGACUGUUGCCCACGGUGUGAGCACUGUGAAUAUGAUUCUAAGGUGUAUGUGGAUGGACAGAAGUUCCCCUCCAGGAGAGACCCCUGCCUGCACUGCCGCUGCUCUGCAGGUGAAGUGUCUUGUGAGCGUAUGGAUUCAUCAUGUCCCGCAUUACACUGCAGCCAUCCAGCUAGGCGGAAAGGAGAGUGUUGUCCCACAUGCACUGAAUGUGAGUAUGACGGGAGGGUGUAUGCUGAUGGAAAAGCGUUUGCGCCUCCUGGAAGCGGACCCUGCCUGCAUUGCAGGUGUAAGGGUGGGAAUGUCAUUUGCCGUGAAGAGAAGUGCCCUCCUGUCCCAUGCUCCAACCCUAUUAUAGAUCCACAUCUGUGCUGUCCAAUCUGUAAAGCCUGUGUGUUGGAGGGGGUGGAAUAUGAAGAAGGCUCCAAAUGGCACCCUGAGGGUCCCUGUUCCAGCUGCACCUGUGUGAAUGGAGAGACGGUGUGUACACACACACAGUGUGGCCCCACUGAGUGCCUGCAUCCCACCAAGAUCACUGGCUCCUGUUGUGCAGUGUGUGAAAGUUGCACCUAUAACCAUCGUAUCUAUAGCAACGGCCAGAGGUUUACAACCCCUGACCACCCAUGCCACAUCUGCACCUGUCAGCAUGGCAGUGUACAGUGUGAGAGGAGACCUUGUCCUCCACUUAACUGCUCCAACCCAUACACACCAGCUGGAGAGUGCUGCCCUAAAUGUCCAGACUGCUCCUUUGAAAACCACGUAUUUGUGGAUGGAGAGGCUUUUCCUAACCCUGUGAGUGUGUGUGAGGAGUGUAGGUGUGUGAGCGGCCAGAUUGACUGCCACCAACCGCAAUGCCCUAAUCCUCGCUGUAACGCUCCUCUACCUGGAACAUGCUGUCAGAACAACUGCAACGGCUGCAGCUACGCUGGGAAGGAGUAUCCCAACGGAGAGGAGUUUCCUCAUCCUACUGACAGAUGCAGGACAUGCAGCUGCAUCAAUGGGAAUGUCCAGUGUCUGAUGAGGAGAUGUCCACUGCUGCCGUGUUCGAACCCAAAUGUGCUGCCUGGAGAAUGCUGCCCCCAGUGUCCUGCUCCUCCUUUGGACUGUGUGUACGAGCAACGAUCCUACAGACACACUGAGCGUUUCUACCACCCAGCUGACAGCUGUCGAUCAUGCACCUGCACCAAUGGGACUGUUCACUGUCAGCGCAAGCCCUGCACAUUCGCUCCAUGCUCUCACCCCAUCACACAGCAGUGUUGCCGGACCUGCGAAGGCUGCCUAUAUGAGGGCCGAGAGCGAUCUAAUGGGGAGACGUGGGAUGAUGCAUCAGACCCAUGUGCACAGUGUAUUUGCCGUGAGGGCUCUGUCCAGUGUGAGAGGAAGCGCUGUCCACUGGCCAACUGUAACCACCCAGUCCGGAGACAGUGCUGCAUGUCCUGUGAUAGCUGCAUGUUUCAUGGUAAAGAAUAUCCUGAUGGCACUGAGUUUGCUGAUGACAAAGACCCCUGUGGCGUGUGUUACUGUUACGGUGGGGAGGUCAUCUGCACCAAGAUACUGUGCAAUGGAGAAUGCAGCCACCCUUACAAACCACCUGGGCAAUGCUGUGGAGAAUGUGAACGCUGCUUCUAUAACAACGCAGUCCUCGCAAACGGACAGUCGAUCCCUGACCCAGGAAACCUCUGUGCUGAAUGCACCUGUCAGAGCGGUUCAGUGCGAUGUGUGAAGAAGACGUGUCCAGCAGCCUGCUGUACUCACCCGAUCACCGACCCGUGUGGCUGCCCUGUCUGUGAUGGUUGUCAGUUCCAAGGUGUGACUUAUGUUGACGGACAGAUCCUUCCAGGAGGAGAGGGCGGGUGCCAGGACUGCACGUGCUCAAAAGGUGAAGUGGUGUGUGCACAGAGAAGAUGCCCGGCGGUGUCAUGCCCACAACCAGGACUGGAUGGGUGUGCGUGCAGAGUGUGUGAUGGAUGCAACUUUAACGGACGAGACUGUUUCAACGGAGAGCGGUUCCCACACCCUACAGACCACUGUCAGCUCUGCUCCUGUCUGAAUGGCGCUGUGGUGUGUUCGCAUGUGUCUUGUCCAAGUGUUUCCUGUGCGCGUCCAGUGACUCCUCCUGGGGAGUGCUGCCCUGUCUGCACAGGGAUCUGUCUUCAUCAGGGGAGGGAGUAUCAGUCCGGCUCCACCUUCACUUCUCCCUCCGAUCCCUGCUCGUCAUGCUCCUGUCUGAAUGAGGUGGUGAACUGUCAGAGGAGACCGUGUCCAGUCCACUGCUCCCACCCAGUCCCUUCAGAUACCUGCUGUCCCGUCUGCGACUCUUGUCUGUAUGAGGGUGUGGUCCACUCUCACAGUCACACCUUCACACCCUCCUCCAACCCCUGCCAGCGCUGCACAUGUGUCAGAGGCACCGUCACCUGCGUGCCUCUGGUCUGCCCGCCAACACCCUGUCUCCAACCAGUUACCAGGCCAGGACAGUGCUGCCCUGAGUGCACAGCGUGUUCACUCGAUGGACAGGAGUUCAGUGACGGGCAGGCAUGGACUCUGCGUUCAAACCACUGUUCCACCUGCACUUGCCAGGCAGGUGAGGUGCAGUGUGCGUCUCCUGAGUGUCCCAAGCUGCCUUGUAUGCGCCAGGUGACUGAUCCAGGAGCCUGCUGUCCUCGCUGCAGAGGUUGUAUGUAUGGAGGAGAGGAGCAUGCUGAGGGCAGUAGCUGGUUCGCAGACUCCACUCCCUGUAUGACGUGCAUGUGUGUGGACGGGGUGACCACCUGCUCUGAAGUACGCUGUCUAUCUCCAUGCAUUAACUUCAUCAGCGUGCCUGGGGAGUGCUGCCCUGUCUGCGCUGACUGUGUAUUUGAGGGCCGAGUGUACAGUCCAGGUGAGAGUUUCCAUCCAGCAGAUGACCCCUGUCAGAUCUGCACUUGUGAGGUGAUGCCAGAUGGAGAGCAACACCUGAGGUGUUACCGAAAGCAGUGUCCCAGUCUGGUCGACUGUCCCAAGAACAACAUCUUGUUCUCCAGCCCAGACUCCUGCUGUCCUGUCUGCGCACAGCCUCUCAGUAACUGCACCUCUGCGCUGAUUGGCAACGAGGUCUUGGCGACAGAUGACCCUUGUUUUACCUGCCAGUGCAAGGACCUGACUUGGACCUGCUUACAUCAGAACUGCCCUCCACUCACUUGCCCUCUUCAUGAACAGUUCAAUUCUCCAGAGUCAUGCUGCCCCGUUUGUAAAUAUUGUGUGAUUGACGGCUCGAGCAGACGUGUGCCCAACGGCAGCAGCUGGACAGACAGCGAUGACGACUGCGUCACAUGUACCUGUAACUUGGGCUACAUCGAGUGCACCAUUGAAGAGUGUUUACCUGCAGUUUGUCUGGAUGCUCAGAGGCCAGUGAAGAUUCCAGGGAAAUGCUGCUAUGAGUGCCAAGACUCCGAGGCGUCGUGUUUGCACCAGGGAACAGUGUAUCACUCCAACGAGCAGUGGGAGGUGGAUGAGUGCACCAGCUGUACGUGUGUGUACGGAGACGUGCACUGUCAAAGUGAACGCUGCCCUCCUCUCACCUGUGCAACAGAUGAGAUGCCAGCCAUCGUCCCAGGUUUGUGUUGUCCUCACUGCCUGCCUCGUCCAGCCACCUGCAUUGCCUUCGGCGACCCUCAUUAUCGCACCUUCGACGGCCGCAUGCUGCACUUCCAGGGAGCCUGCACUUACAUCCUGGCACAGGACUGUGAGGGAGGAGACUUCAGCAUUCAUGCCACUAACGAUGAUCGUGGGCGUAAAGGAGUGUCCUGGACUAAAGAGGUGACCGUGUUUAUAGGAGACAUCACAGUGCAGCUGCUCCAGGACUGGGUCGUGAAGGUGAAUGAUGAGGUCGUGACGUUGCCGUUCCUCAGAGAACCGUACAUCUAUGUAGAACGACAAACCAACACCAUCUUACUCAACACUAACAUCGGGCUGAAGGUGCUGUGGAGUGGACGUUCACAUCUAGAAGUGAGUGUGCCAGGCUCCUAUAAGGACCACAUGUGUGGCCUCUGUGGAAACUUCAACAACUACUACCAGGAUGACCUCCGAAUGCCCAGUGGACGGAUCAGCCUGUCAGAGUCUGACUUUGGCAACAGCUGGAGGGUCACAAAUGGUAGCCACGCCCUUUCAUCCUGUCGCCCCGGCGAGAAUGUCAACCCCUGUAAAGACGCAGGUUACCAGGCUAAGAAGGGGGCCAACGCUCGCUGUAAGGUCCUGAAGUCGGCUGCAUUUAAGCCCUGCCAUCGGGUGGUGCCUCCUGAGCCGUGGUACGGAGCCUGUGUGUACGACCUCUGUGCCUGUGCGGCCAACACUGAUGAGUGUCUGUGUGACACUCUGGAGGCCUACGCAAGUCAGUGCAGAGAAGCCGGAGUCAUCCUGAAAUGGAGGAGCCCCUCACUGUGCGCUGUGGGCUGUCCAGUGGAGAGGGGCUUUGUGUUUGACGAGUGCGGGCCCCCGUGUCCCGUAACCUGCUUUAACGUUGACGUACCACUGGGGGUUAUAGAGAGCCACUGCUUCAAGCCCUGUGUCCCAGGCUGCCAGUGUCCUGCCGGUCUGGUUCUACACAACAACUACUGCAUACAGCCAGAAAAGUGCCCCAAGAUCAUUCAUGAAAAGUCCACAUAAGUCUCUGGACUGCUCACAUUUAAGUGGACACUUGCUUGUAUGCACAUGCACUGUCACCUCUGCCCAGCUGGCCACCAAGGUCUUUAGAUGUUGAAUGUAGGUUAUGACAUCCAGUGACCAAACAUCAAUGUCAGGACUAGUCUAAUGUCAACGUCAAAGUGACGUAGAAUAAAGACAACAGAUGACAUUGAUAUUUUCUUGGUUUUAAGUUGUGUUUAACCUAAAUCUAACGUCAUCUAAAAGUCUCAAACAUCAUCAACAGCAAAAUGUCAUUAUCUCAACCUCCUCACAAGAUGGAAUUGUAAUGUUAGAAAAUGUCAAGGUCCAGUGUGUAAGAUUUAGGGGGUUAUUGGCAUCUAUUGGUGAGGACUGCAGAUUGCAAACCAGCUGAAAC
This is a messenger RNA of Epinephelus lanceolatus (giant grouper), 7277 nucleotides long. It is a transcript of the gene kcp, whose product is annotated as kielin cysteine rich BMP regulator. The record is from RefSeq and is a predicted model, not a curated record. Gene Ontology annotation, molecular function: protein binding. NCBI's taxonomy places the organism in Eukaryota, Metazoa, Chordata, Actinopteri, Perciformes, Serranidae. Gene Ontology annotation, cellular component: extracellular region.